Messenger RNA from Symbiodinium natans, 4248 nucleotides. Lineage: Eukaryota; Dinophyceae; Suessiales; Symbiodiniaceae. The record is from the annotation of a GenBank genome assembly.
AUGGGAUUAGGCUGGACGUUGCUGCUGCUAGCGUCUGUGGGCAGUGCGAAUGUGUGUCUGCCAGAUGGCAUCCCCGAGAAUGACCGGGCAUUCUUGCAAAGCGCCACUGGUGAGCUCGAGGUGGUGAAGCUACUAGCUUUUGACUGGGCUUCAGCAGAGCUGGUGUCGAUCAUCGCGAGGAUCGUCAUCGAAGAGGUCCUGGGGUACAAAGCGGCCAUCAGUGACAUCAGACCCCUGGCGGUGCUUGAUGCUGCCCUGCCACUGUCAACUUGCCGAAGCAGCAAUUGCAGUGAAACGACUUCAGCGACGGGACAUAUAGCUCUUGAGACGUGGAUCGGAGCAUAUGGCGCAGAAUUUCAACUUUUCAAGCAGCGACACCCGAACCUGGUUCCGGAAGAUCUGGGUUCCAUCGGCUAUAGUGGUGAGGAGGCUAUGUAUGUUCGCCGAGACGUCCUCCACGAAGCCUACCGCAGCACGGGACAUGCCCUGCAAUUUUACAUGAGCUACAAUGUUUCCAAUUACGACGCGAAGCAGCACUUCGACCAGCUGAUGGACUUGCCAGCCGAGGAGAUCGCCCUCUGCAACGAGACCGGUCGUCUUUGGACCGAUCCGACUUUUAUGAACCUAUAUGCUCACUGGACCGGCGAUUUCGAUGGUCUCAUUGAGGUAACAGAGGGGUAUCACGCCAAGUGUCCCGACGGGCGUUUUUGGAUCUCGCCAACCUGCCGGCACAAUACCUCGAGGUGCAUUCCGGUUGUUUCCAACCGUCUUGGUUGGCUGGUGGACGUCUUCAUGUUUUGGUCGACAGCAUACGGAAUGCCUAUAGCUAUUGGAAUAUCGCGGAGUGUACAGCAGAACAUUGAGCACUUCAACAACCAUAAGGUGCUGACCUACUGGUAUCGGCCAGAUGUGAGAUUUGCCCUGUUGGAUCCAGAGCCCAUCGUUUUCCCUCGCCACCGUGCGACCGAAUGGGCACAGGGGAACAAGCGAACCAUGACGGAGGGCUCGUACAUUGGCAAGCUCGUGGCACGCAACCUGCGCUUCCAGGCCUUCAACUUGUACGAGUUCUUGCAAAACAUGCAUCUCGAUCUUACUGAAGUGCAGACCCUGCUCGCGACGGUGGCGACAGAAAACAUGCCGCUGGAAGCUGCUGCCUGCCGGUGGAUCGUGAUGAAUGCCCAGAAGUGGCGAAAUUGGAUUCGGAAGGAUACGAGCUGCCUUCCAGGUCACGGGCUUGUUGACGCGAGAGGGAUGUACGUCACAUCCCGCGCCGCAGCGGUUAGCUGCAGCUUCUGCGCAUCUGGAACAUCAUCAAACUCCUUGGUGGACGACUCUGGGCAGACCUACACCUGUCAGUCCUGUAGUCCUGGCACCUUUCAGAGCUCGUCCGGUGGGACUGUAUGCCUGGACUGCGAGCCUGGAAGAGUGGCAGGCAUGGGAGGCCUCACGGUGUGCGAGGUGUGCACGCUGGGCAGCUACGCGAACUCCUCUGCCAUGACCGAGUGCCUUCUUUGCUUUGAUGCCGACGGAGGUGGAGAGUGGACCACAAGUCGUGUGGCGCAAGGAGAGGAUAGGUGGAUUGAAGUAGAAGGGGCAAGCGAUGCCAGCUUCUGCCACUGCAGGUCAGGCUGGUUUCUCCAUAAUGGCGAGUGCCGACAGUGCAGUGCAGGGACCAUUUGUGCCGGCUCUGGCCAGCUAGAACUACUCCCUGGCUACUUCUCCAAUGCAGAAGACCCUGGAUAUGUCUUCAAGUGUGACAAUGUGGGGAUCUGCCCCGGGGGCAUGCCCGGAUCCUGCGCCGACGGGCGGGAUGCCAGCAGCGUGGCCUGCAGCGCUUGCCUGCCGGGCUUUCGCCCGAGCCGCGAAACCUGCAUACCCUGCAGUGGCAGUGACUACGCCGUCUUUACCCUGCUGGGUUUGGCGAUCGCGUGUGGCACAGGAUUUUUUCAUGUCUGGCGCCUGCACCAAGCAAGGCACCGCACCGUGAGACCCGUGGCCUUGCUGAACCUGAUGAUGUACGUCACGCAGCUGGUUGUGUAUCUCCAGCUCCUGGUCGUCCUCCAGAAGAUCGAUGUAAACUGGGAUGAGCCUUUCCUUCUGCUACUGGAGGUCUUCAGCAUCAUGUCCUUGAAUGAGUUCGUGAAGUCGCUCCAUGUGCUCUCAUGUGUAACAUACAUCUCUCCGACCUCCGAGUUUCUUCUUCAGACGCUUGCUGUGCCCGCGUUUUUCAUGCUGGCUCCAAGCAUGCACGUGAUUCUGAUGGUGGUCCCAAGAUGGCGCAGCCGGCGCCGGGGAAAUGCAAAGCUGCAUGUGCUUUUCGAAACGAUCGGGUCGCUGUCGGUGCUCUUCUUCAUCGUGUUGUGCACAGCUGUUGUGGUUCCUCUCCAGUGCCAUGAGCACCCAAAUGGUGUUUGGACCCUGCAGACAAGCGUGAAGAUGGUAUGCAACUUUACAGGGGUCCAUCUACAGCUUUGUGUCAUUGGUGCCGUCCUAGGUCUUCUACCUCUGGGCUUCCUGUCCUUGUGUGCCUGGGCCGUCUUACAUGAGUUCCCAAGGCGGGUGAAGCAGGGAGACAUGAGCUUCAUCAGCGCCUUCUCCUUCCUCGUGCUGCGCUUCUCGCCGGGACACGAGGGGUUCGCCAUCUUCCUCUUGCUUCGGAACAUGCUCUUCGCCCUUGCGCCGGUCUUCCCUUCAGCAAGCACGAGCUUGCUCUUGAUUCAGGCACUGGUUUGCUCCAACCUCUUUGGGGUCUCCUUCUUCAAGCCCUGGCGCACCUUGCAUGGCACCUAUGCCGACAUCUUGGCCAGCGCGAUCUUCCUAAUCGUUAUCCUUCAGGCUGCCUUCUUCGUAUCCGAUGUCGAUAAGGCCUCCUCCUCGAUUCUUUGCACGAUUGCCCUGGCCUCCAUCCUUAUCGGCCUUCUCAUAUCGAGCACGGUCACGCUGGGAAGACACGUGUUUGCUCGGCACGGUAGCAAGUUCCACUACUUCCUCUCCCACCACAAACAAGCGGCUGGGAGUUUGGCACGGCUGAUGAAGAUCGAGCUCCAGCUGAGGGGUGUCACGGCCUUCUUAGACGCGGACGACUUGACGGAUCUCUCCUGGCUGUUUUCGGUCUUGAGCCAGAAUGUUGAGCACCUCCUGAUCAUUGCCUCGCCGGCGGUUCUCACGAGAAAGUGGUGCGUCGCUGAAAUCGUAACAGCCAGAAUGAAAGGGCUGGAGGCCACACUUCUGGUACUGCCUGGCUUCUUCCUGCCUGCUGACACCUUCAUCGAUGAAUUCGAGAGUAUGUCUCAAAGCAGGGUGGAGCUGGCAAGCUGGGGAUUCGGAACGCAAGACAUCACCGAGACCAUGAGGUGGCUAAGGACCGUCAAGAAGUUCACCUUGGAGUCCCCUCUCAAGCUGGCGCAGCUGACGGACGUCCUGAAUUCCAUAUCCAGAACGAGCCGACCCCCACAGCAGCAAGCAGGGGACUCUGACUGCCUCAUCUUGGCGGACCCAGACAGCAUGGAGGCCGUGGCGACGGCCCACGUCCUGCGAUACUACAUGGCCCCUCACAUGCUGCAUUUGUGCAACGUGCUUCCGAAAGUUCUAGGACCGGAAGACACGAUCCAACGCGGCACACACAACCUCAGCAGCGCGAGCAUGAGUAAUCGCCCCUUGCUGUUGGUGAUCUUGUGUACGCGAAGCAGCCUUGUGUCCACCCUGAUGGCCGAUUGGCUCCUCCAAGCCUAUCGCAUCGCCGUUUCCUGCCACGUGUUGCCUGUGACUGCAGAGGACGGCUUUCAGGUGCCUCCGCCGACUGCUCUGGAGGAGAUUCGGCAGCACCCGAACAUUCGAAGGGCCCACGACUACCAUGCGGGGAUUACCUACAGCAAGGUGCUGCAGGCCGUCUUCAUGCAGGUGGCCGUGCAUUUCUUGCCGCAGUCCUUUGCAGAGGCAGGUUUGGAGCUGAAGGCCAGGCAGGUGGCUGAGCGACUGCAGCGGGAGCGCUCCGCGAAUCUGAGCUCACUCUUGGACAUGUCCCAAUGCACUUCAUCGGAUGCACUGAAGACCUUCUCCUCUGACCGACCUCUUGCUGGCAGUCUGAGCACUGUGCAGGAGCCGCCGGAGUCGCCGGAGCCGCCGGAGUCGCCGGAGUCGGCGGAGCCGCGGCAGGCCGCCUCUGUGGAUGAGCUGCUGAUCCUGACGCAGCUCAGCACGCUCAGCGGCCGCAGCACGGAAGACGGCAUGGUCGAAGAGGCGUUCUAA